UGACUCAAAUUAAUGAGUCAUUGUACAGAACUUCAUAGGCUGUUGGAUCCCUUUAAUGUGAGUCAGGUGUUUAAUCAGGGACAUAUGGAAAGCCUGCAGGAAGACUUUGGACACCCCUUUAGGAUAUCAAGUGAAGAUUUACUGAUCUUGUAAUGCAAAACUGUAAAUACCUUUGAAUGUUCCCAGGAUUUAGGGUAGUGAACUUAAUGGGCCAGUUAUGGCUCAUGGACAAAGGCCAGGAACCAUUUCCAAAGUACUGGCUCCCAGCCCUCCAUCGUGCCCUGCUGCAGGACUCAAGAAAUCGAGUCAAGAAGAGCAGCGAGGCUUGGUGAAGGAGGCAACUCAGCAAACAUCCCGUUCUUUGAAGGGUGACCACAAUGACCAGCUGACUCCUUCGGCUUCUGUAAAGCACUAUUACAGGAGUUGUGACCCAAGUCCAGAAGAUAUGGAGGACACCUGCUCUGAGUAUGACAACGUUGGCUCUGAUGUUGAGCAGGACUGUGAUGAGGUGCUACAUUUGAGCAGAGAAGCUGUUGUUGAUAUGAGAUUUUAUAAACAGUAUUGUCCUGAGGAUGUGAAGCAUGCAGUGAGUGAUAAUAUUAAUGAGAACAGUGCUGCUACUGACCAGAUUGCCUCCAAACCUCAACUUAGCACAGAAAUAAGUGAAGAAUCACAGUUAGACAAUAAGCCGUAUAAGAAGGGUCCUCAUUUUAGGUCACACUGUGCCCUGAUAGCUGGCAAUGAAGCAGAGAGGGUAGUGAAACUGGGCCAGAGAGACAGGUUUACUGAUGGAGAUGGGUUCGAAGAGGUGCUGGAUGGAGCCAGAUUUGUAGAGGAUUUAGAAGAGACAGAGACUAAGGGUCAAAGGCCGCCCAGUCUUUAUCAGGGCAAUGAGACUGGCAGAACUAGAAAGGGAGGUGAUGACAGAAAAAGAGAAGAUGACUCUCAAAUUACAAGAAGCCACAAUAUUCCAGGAGCUGGUAAGAAGUGUGAGUCAUCCCACAUGAGUUCAAAGAAGAAGGAAGGCCAGGGUAAAGGACGAGGAAGGAGGGGAGCAAGAGAAGACACUGAGCAUAUUGUUUCUGAGAUCAAAGGAUCUGUGACCAACAGCGCCGAGCUGCGUCCAAAGGCUUUGUCCAAAGACUGCAAAAAGUCUGCAGUGAGAUCCAAGGCUAGGCCCAGUUCCAGUAGGCAACAUCCUCCUCCACCACCCCGUCAUACUCAUGCUCAGUCAUCUGCCGACACCCAGAAAGCCCCACCUCCUCCUGUUUCCAGACCCAGUCCCUCCACUGCUAUUAGUCAGGAGAAUGAACCCAGGGUGGUCAAACCACCCCUGGACCCUCAUCCCACAGCAGAAGAACAGAAGGAGUCUGUGGAGGAGAAGCGGAGAGGGCCAGAGAAACCUGAGGAGCAGGAUGAGAAGCCAAGCACAGCCAUAAUGCCUGAGGAGGUGCCAGAGGAACCGAGGAGGCCUCAAUGUCCAGAGCCCACCUCACCAGAGGAAAGCAAUUCUCCCAAGCAAACACAGGAAGCUGCCUCUUUUCCCAGCUUUGAAGAUGUCCCAGGUCCCUGUGAGCCAGAGGAUCUCAUUGAUGGGAUCAUCUUUGCUGCUAACUACCUUGGCUGCACUCAGGUGUUGUCUGACAAAAAUCCAUCCAAGUCUGUCCGCAUGUCUCAGGCCCACGAAGCCGUCAGUCACAUCAAGAGCCAGGAUGAAGACUCUCAAAUGAUGACAGAAGUGGACCUGUUCAUCUCCACUAAAGCUGUCAAAGUACUGAACGCUGACACACAGGAGACCAUGAUGGACAGUGCCUUGCGGACCAUCUCCUACAUUGCAGACAUUGGCAGCAUCGUGGUUCUGAUGGCACGGAGGCGUAUGUCUCAAGCUUCAUCAGAGGACUUCUCUGAAUCAUCUGACUCUACCAGUGAUGGAAACAGUCAGUACAGGAUGAUCUGCUAUGUCUUUGAGUCGGAGGAUGCACAACUGAUUGCACAGUCCAUUGGUCAGGCGUUCAGCGUGGCCUACAGAGAGUUCCUUCGAGCUAAUGGCAUCAACCCAACUGACUUAAGCCACAAACAAUACAGUGACAUCAUCAACUCCCAGGAAAUGUACCACGAUGACCUUGUCCAUUUCUCAAACUCAGACAACUGUAAAGAGCUCUAUGUGGAGAAGCAAAAAGGGGAAAUUCUCGGUGUGGUGAUUGUGGAGUCUGGCUGGGGCUCCAUUCUACCCACCGUCAUUUUGGCCAGUAUGUUGAAUAGCGGUCCUGCAGCUCGCUCUGGAAAACUCAGCGUUGGGGACCAGAUUAUGUCCAUUAAUGACACAAGUCUGGUGGGGCUGCCACUGGCCACGUGUCAGGGGAUUAUCAAGGGUCUGAAGAAUCAGGUGAAGGUAAAGCUAAGUAUUGUGAGCUGCCCUCCUGUCACCACAGUCCUUAUCAAGAGACCUGACCUCAAGUUUCAGCUUGGCUUCAGUGUUCAGAACGGCAUUAUCUGCAGUCUGAUGCGAGGUGGCAUUGCUGAGAGAGGUGGCGUUCGUGUGGGACACAGAAUCAUUGAAAUAAAUGGUCAGAGUGUUGUUGCCAUGCCACAUGAGAAGAUUGUUUUAACCCUGUCUGUCUCAGUGGGUGAGAUUAACAUGAAGACGAUGCCUGCUGUGAUGUUCAGACUGCUAACAGGACAAGAGACGCCUGUCUACAUCUAGAGAGCCUUCCACAGAUCAGCCCGCUGCGUUUCUGCUCAUCUGGCUGUGUGAUGAGCAGAAUUUAUUUUUCUAUCAUUUUAGUUUUGGCCUCUUGUUGCGAUGCUGUAAAGAACAUUUGGUUCUCAUUUUCAGGUUUUAUCUUGAAUUACGUUGUCAUAAUGGCCUUAUAAUGUGAAUACUGUCUGUAGUACUGUAUGUGAGUUUAUGGUGUCGAAGAGACGUAGCUUUAUGGUCAUGAUUAUUUUCUUAUAAAGAGAUAAAUUAGUACAUUUAUUUUUUAUUUAGUCAUUUUUAUAAUGUGUAUGGAGUUUAAAAAUUGUACUUAUACUGUAAAUAGUUUGGAUUACUCAAGGACUUGGUUGGAAAGGCCAUAUUACUCCUGCAGAAAUCAGUAUGCAUGUGAUUAUUAAAAAUAACUGACCAGGGAUUCAUUCUCCAAUCUGACACAAUAAUCUACAACAGUAAGUAUUAAAAGGCUAUAAAAAAAAAGCUGUACAAAGGCAUUAAACUCUGUGUAUUACAGUGAUGCUGAAGGCCAAAGACACACCUACUAUUCAAAGACAUACAGUAUAGGUGAUCAUUACCUUUACCAGAGCAUACAAGAAUGUAUCAAUAUACACAUUACUGGAUGAAUGUAAUGAUGCAACACACCUAAAAUACAAUUUCACUGCUGAACUUAA
Molecule: messenger RNA, 3384 nt
Organism: Melanotaenia boesemani (Boeseman's rainbowfish)
Lineage: Eukaryota; Metazoa; Chordata; Actinopteri; Atheriniformes; Melanotaeniidae
Gene: apba2a
Product: amyloid beta (A4) precursor protein-binding, family A, member 2a
Exons: 11
Coding region: 218-2704 (828 amino acids)
Biological process (GO): chemical synaptic transmission
Cellular component (GO): cytoplasm; plasma membrane; dendritic spine
Molecular function (GO): amyloid-beta binding; protein binding
Source: RefSeq, a predicted model, not a curated record